UGUCCUGUGCCAGCCCCUCUCCUGUUUCGCUGUCAUCGAGCGCUGGCAGCCGUGCCCGUGAUGCUAGCCUCCCCUGUCCUCCAUUGGCGUCGAGCCCGAGCUCUCCCGUGUGUGCUAGAACCCUCCCCGUGGCUAUGUAAGCGCCCCCGAGUCCCCUCGCAGCUCUUCACCCCUCCCCCGCCUCUCUAGUCCACCGGAACGGCCUCACCUCGCCUCUGUUCGCCGCGUCCACCAUUGCCGCCUCGGCCUCGGCUCAAAUUCGAGCCAGCCGAGCCCCUCCUCCACCUCUAGCCACCAACAUCUUCUUCCCCACUCUCCGGAGCUCCUCUUCCACCCCUCACCCCUCGCUGGAGUAGUCAUGGACAUCAUCCCGCGUACGGCCACCGCUCGCCUUGUUCCUCUGUUGCCCGGAACCACCUCAUCCCUGCUCCUCCCCGACGUCCGUUUCCCCUCUGAAAGGACGCGACACGCCUCGCUGAUCCCGCUGGUGCCAUUCCCUCGCCUGGAGGUGGCCGGAGCCGCGAGCCCCAUCGCCGGUGCCCCUCCUAUGUACGCCAUCGCCGCCCUCGUCCCGUCCUCCCCCGACGCGCGUGGACCCCUGGUCAAGUGCGACAGCAUCUCCCGCACUCGCCGGUGGCUGGAUCUCGGCCGGAGACAACCGGAGCUAGCCAGGCCGCCCCCCCUCCCUGCUCCUCUGCUCUGGACGUCGGGAGAAAGAAGACGGGCGCGCGAGGAGGAAGAAAGGACCAGCCGGCCCCACCUGGACUUGUUUGUAGAAGAUUUUUCACAGAUUGGCCCCUAUACUUCCACACCUCGUAUCUUCGCGAUCGUAGCUCCGAUUGAGCCCCCUCCGGGAGAGAACUAUUUCUAGCGAAUCUUUCUGCGAUCCUUCCGCACUUCUCCCCGAGGGUUCCUUCAUCCCCAGGCAAGCCACGACAGUCACUUGCAUGAUGGAUUUGCAGUAGCCAUGGUUUCCACUUGAAUAUUUAAUAAAUGUUUGCUCCUUUAACUA
Messenger RNA from Triticum aestivum (bread wheat), 1012 nucleotides. RefSeq lists its product as uncharacterized. The record is from RefSeq and is a predicted model, not a curated record. The transcript has 3 exons. Bases 359 to 871 code for a protein of 170 amino acids. Lineage: Eukaryota; Viridiplantae; Streptophyta; Magnoliopsida; Poales; Poaceae.